Messenger RNA from Lycium ferocissimum, 3570 nucleotides. RefSeq names its product structural maintenance of chromosomes protein 5. Gene Ontology annotation, biological process: double-strand break repair via homologous recombination. Gene Ontology annotation, molecular function: ATP binding; ATP hydrolysis activity. Gene Ontology annotation, cellular component: Smc5-Smc6 complex. Lineage: Eukaryota; Viridiplantae; Streptophyta; Magnoliopsida; Solanales; Solanaceae. The record is from RefSeq and is a predicted model, not a curated record. The coding region runs from base 125 to 3277 and encodes 1050 amino acids. The transcript has 30 exons.
CACGUUUUCCUAAGUCCCAUUUGGCGCCAAAUUGUACUUUCUCUACUCGCCGGCGAGUUUUUAUCCGGCAAAAGAAAACCCUAACGCCGUUAAAUAUAUCUGUUUGCUCCUACCGUUCACUUCAAUGACGGAACGGAGGGCUAAACGCCCUAAAAUCACAAGGGGCGAAGAUGAUUAUAUGCCAGGAAAUAUAACUGAGAUUGAGCUUCAUAACUUCAUGACAUUCAGCAAGUUGACAUGCAAACCUGGAUCCCGAUUAAAUCUUGUAAUUGGACCAAAUGGCUCCGGAAAGAGUUCUCUAGUCUGUGCAAUAGCACUCGGUCUUGGUGGUGAGCCUCAGCUUUUGGGGAGGGCUUCUAGUAUUGGAGCAUUUGUGAAGCGCGGGGAGGAGUCAGGGUACAUCAAGAUUUCCUUGAGAGGGGAAACCAAAGAGGACCAGUUAACUAUCGUGCGGAAAAUAGAUACACGGAACAAGUCUGAGUGGAUUUUUAAUGGAAAAACUGUGCCAAAGAAGAAUGUAACUGAUAUAAUUCAAAGGUUCAAUAUCCAAGUCAACAACUUGACUCAAUUUCUACCUCAGGACAGGGUUUGUGAGUUUGCAAAGUUGACGCCUGUUCAACUCCUUGAAGAGACUGAAAAGGCUGUGGGUGAUCCUCGGUUACCAGUCCAGCAUGUAGAUCUUAUUAGCAAAAGUGAGGAGCUGAAGAAGUCUGAACGAACUGUGAAGAGCGGCAGAGAGACAUUGGAUCAGCUGAAGGAAGUCAAUUCUCAACUUGAAAGAGAUGUGGAGCGUCUCCGUCAGAGAGAGCACCUCCUAGCACAGGCUGAAUCCAUGAGAAAGAAAUUGCCAUGGCUGAAGUACGAUGCUAAGAAGGCUGAGUUUCUGGAAGCCAAAAGGCAAGAGCAAGAUGCCAAAAAGAAGCUGGAUGAAGCUGCUGAGAGUUUGAAUGAACUCAUGGAACCUAUAGAGGAAAAAAAGCAAGAGAAAGCAGAACGAGAUGCUAAAUGCAAAAAAGUAAAUGGCCUGUUGGGUGACAAUAGCAACAAGCGUAUGAAACUUCAGGAUCAGGAUAGCCGUUUGGAUGUUCAAGUGGAUGGAAAAUAUAAAGAAAUGGAAGACUUGAGGAAGCAAGAAGAAUCUCGUCAACGUAGAAUUUCAAAAGCUCAAGAAGAUCUUAGAGCUGCCGAACUGGAACUGGCAAAUCUUCCUCCUUAUGAACGUCCCAGAGAUAAAAUUGAUAGUUUGGGUUCUAAAAUUUUGGAGCUGCAAGAUGGUGCACGGGAACUAAGGUCUCAGAAAUCAGAAAUAGAAAGAACCCUUGAGCGGAAUAGGACAACAUUCAGACAGUGCUCUGACAAAUUGAAGGAGAUGGAGAACACAAACAACAAAAAGUUACGCGCUUUACAGAAUUCUGGUGCUGAAAAGAUAUUUGAAGCUUACAAUUGGGUUCAGGAGCAUCAACAUCAAUUUAAUAAAUCUGUAUAUGGUCCAGUUCUUCUUGAGGUCAAUGUUUCCAAUCGGAUUCAUGCAGAUUACCUAGAGGGUCAUGUGCCAGGUUACUUAUGGAAGGCCUUUAUAACACAAGAUGCCGCAGACCGUGACCUCUUAGUUAGAAAUAUGCGAUCAUUUGAUGUUGCUAUUAUAAAUGUAGCAGAUGAAAGUCGGUGCCGUGUUCCCUUUCAAGUUACUGAAGAGAUGCGUAUGCUAGGUAUUGAUUCCAGACUUGACCAAGUAUUUGAUGCUCCUGAUGCAGUCAAAGAAGUUCUAAUAAGUCAAUUUGGGCUGGAAAAUUCUUACAUAGGCUCACGUGAAACUGACAAGAGAGCAGAUGAGGUGUUGCAAUUGGGCAUCUUUGAUUUAUGGACCCCUGAAAAUCAUUACAGAUGGACCAAAUCCAGAUAUGGUGGUCAUGUUUCUGGCAGUGUUGAAUCAGUGAACCGCUCUCGCUUUUUGCUAUGCAAUGUGGAUGCUGGGGAAGUUGAGAGGCUCAAAUCCCGGAAACUUGAGUUGGAUAAAUCCAUCUCUACAUUAGAAGAUAAUCUCAGGGCAGUUAAGAGUGAGUUGAGGAACAUAGAGGAUGAAGGUGCCAAAUUUGAAAGGCAACGUGAAGAGAUUAUAAAUGAGUCACUACUUGAGAACAAAAGAAGACGUGAGAUGGAAAACCGUGUCAAACAGCGCGUGAUGAACUUGAAAUCCUUGGAAAGAGAGGAUGAUCUGGAUAGUGUAUCUGCAAAGCUUAUUGACCAGAUUAAAGCUAUGAAGAUUCAGAGAUUCCAACUUGCAAUGGAUAUUAAGAAUUUACUCAUUGAUGCUGUGGCUUACCGAAGAAGUUAUGCUGAACAUAACAUGGCAUCCCUUGAACUUGUGCUGAAGAUUAAAGAGAUGGAAGCUAAUGUGAAGCACCAAGAAAAAUUUGCAAUGCAAGCAUCUCUGCAUUAUGAGUACUGUAAAAAGGAGACAGAGGAAUGCCGACGACAAUUGGAAGUUUCCAAGAGGCAGGCAGAAUCAGUAGCUAUUAUAACUCCAGAACUUGAGCAGGCUUUUUGUGAGAUGCCAUCUACAAUUGAGGAAUUGGAUGCGGCUAUUCAAGAUACCAUUUCUCAAGCCAACUCCAUUCUUUUCCUGAACCAUAAUGUUCUAGAAGAGUAUGAAACACGUCAGAAAAAAAUAGAAUCUCUUUCGGAGAGUCAAGAGAUGGAAGAAGAGAAGUUAAGCAACCUCAUUAAUGAAAUUAAUGCUUUAAAGGAAAGGUGGUUACCAACAUUAAGAAGUCUUGUUUCUCAAAUCAACCAGACUUUUAGCCGCAAUUUCCAAGAAAUGGCUGUUGCAGGAGAAGUUUCAUUAGAUGAGCAUGACAUGGACUUUGACAAAUAUGGGAUACUAAUUAAAGUCAAAUUCAGGGAGACCGGGCAACUCCAAGUUCUAAGUGCCCACCACCAAUCUGGAGGAGAACGAUCUGUUUCAACUAUUCUUUACCUAGUUUCUUUGCAAGACCUUACAAAUUGCCCCUUUAGAGUGGUGGAUGAAAUAAAUCAAGGAAUGGAUCCUAUCAAUGAGAGGAAAAUGUUUCAGCAAUUAGUGAGAGCUGCCAGCCAACCCAAUACACCGCAGUGCUUCUUGCUUACUCCAAAGUUGCUGCCAAAUCUUGAAUACAGUGAAGCAUGCAGCAUUCUGACUGUAAUGAAUGGGCCCUGGAUUGAGCAGCCAUCCAAAGUUUGGAGUGGUGGAGAAAGCUGGAGGUCUGUGAUGGGAUUAACCUCUGUUGCCGCUGACUAGAAUCAGCAACACUCGUGGUAGAUUCGACCGGGAACUAUCUAUAAGAAAAAUUUACAAUUUUUCAGUUGAUCUUCUUUUGCCCCGUUAAAAGCUGAAUCAUGGUGGCUCAGCUACUGUUUUUGAAAAAUCUGUCUAUACUGGCUCUUAUUCUUAAGUGCAUAGUUCUUUUGUACGCAUAAUUCAUAGCAGGCUAACCUUGUUUAUAGUGACGUAGAGGUAUUCCCUCUGUUCGAACUCCACAAUAACCUGUCCUCCAUUGUCUGUUUAUAUUCAGAAAUUGUUUACUUCUAGAA